UGUGUGCAGUGGACUAUUACACAAGUUUUGGCGACAUUCAGACUAGCAGUAUGGAACUGACAGACACCCAGUUUUAUAUAAUAUGUGGAGCAGCAGCUAUAUUAACAGCUGUUUGUUUACUGUUACUGAUUUAUUGUUGCUGCAAAUGCUGCUGUGUUGGUGAGAAGAAAAAAAACAAAGUUACAAAGAGCAGUGGAAAAUCCCCUAAAGCAUCUAAACCUAGGGUGACCAAAUGUCCGUCAACCACCAUAGACCUUCACGGACAUUCAAGGCAGAGCGCCAUUCAAAAAACCAGAGACUUUAUCUGGUCCAGUAAACAAAACGGCACUAAAUCUGUGAAAAUCAUCACCGGACGCGGCAAGCACAGCCCUAACGGCUUUCCGGUCAUCCGGGAAACUCUGAAGAAAAUGUUCGACAGAGAGGGGAUCAAGCACACAUCAGACAACAGAGGUGGCGCUGUUGUUAUCGACCUUCAAUAACUUUCCAAGUUUCAUUUUAGAGGCUCUUCUUGUUUUGUGUUGUUUUUUUUUAAUCGGAUCAUAAUUAUAUCAAAAAAUUAAAUUAUUUUU
Messenger RNA from Physella acuta, 569 nucleotides. RefSeq lists its product as uncharacterized. NCBI's taxonomy places the organism in Eukaryota, Metazoa, Mollusca, Gastropoda, Physidae. The record is from RefSeq and is a predicted model, not a curated record.